This is a messenger RNA of Polypterus senegalus (gray bichir), 1960 nucleotides long. RefSeq names its product NAD kinase b (gene nadkb). Gene Ontology annotation, biological process: NAD+ metabolic process; NADP+ biosynthetic process. The record is from RefSeq and is a predicted model, not a curated record. Lineage: Eukaryota; Metazoa; Chordata; Cladistia; Polypteriformes; Polypteridae. The coding region runs from base 170 to 1549 and encodes 459 amino acids. The transcript is spliced from 12 exons. Gene Ontology annotation, molecular function: NAD+ kinase activity.
ACAGACGAGCCUUUCGUGGAACCAGACUUGAGCUCGGGAGCCAAUACUCAUUUUGAAUGGAGUGAAGUAGGUGGCAUCAAAGGUGAUGGGGCUUUAUUUCAAUGUGCCAUGGUGGAGCGGGUGUUGCAUUGUGUGGAGCACUAACAAAACAUAGACGCAGUUUUCAAAGAUGCUGGAGCAUAUGUCAGGAGAAACAGAAAUUAUGAUAUCCCGGAAAAAGAAAGACAAAUCACCAAGGAGGGUUGGCAGUGUAAAAAGGACCUCACAAGCUGAUGGACAAAUGAUGAAAUGCAGAAGCAGUAAGCAAUCAACCGAGCAUCCAGAAAAAAAGCAACCAGUGUCCAGGAAAGAAACUAGUGCUGCUGCUUCUGAUGUGACCUCCGAUAAUUGCAGACAUCCACGUUUCCUUCAUGGACCAUGUCCAGCAACACACUUUGGGCCCAAAGCCUGCAUGCUGCCUAAUCCUACUUCGGUUAUGCACAUUCAAGAUCCAGCAAGCCAAAGGCUCACCUGGACCAAGCCGCCUAUGAAUAUCCUGGUCAUUAAAAAAGUUCGAGAUGAAAGUCUGCUGGAACCAUUCAAACAGCUUUGCACAUUUUUAAUAGAGGAGAAACAUCUUAUGGUGUAUGUUGAACGGAAAGUAGUGGAGGAUGCCAUACUUUUACAGGAUGAGAUGUUUGGAAAAAUACGAAACCAGUUAUGUACCUUCAAAGAAGGUUAUGAUGACAUCUCUAAAUGUAUUGACCUGAUCAUUUGCCUUGGUGGAGAUGGAACCCUGUUGUAUGCAUCCUCUUUAUUUCAGGACAGUGUGCCUCCAGUCAUGGCUUUCCAUCUUGGUUCUCUUGGGUUUUUGACACCAUUUACAUUUGAGUCUUACAAAACUGAGAUAAACAAGGUUUUUGAAGGUAAUGCAGCAAUAGUUCUACGUAGCCGUCUGAAAGUGAAGAUUACCAAGGAUUUGAGCCACUUGCAGGAGAGUGCAAGUACAUAUCCAAUGGAAGAAGAUGGACUUUUAUCUCAAAGCCAUGUGAACAGCGAUGUUGGAAAAGUGGACCUAAACUUGCAGGUGCUGAAUGAGGUGGUUGUUGACAGAGGGCCAUCACCAUUUCUCUCCAAUGUAGAUUUGUAUCUGGAUGAUCGUCUGAUCACAACAGUCCAGGGUGAUGGGGUGAUUGUGUCAACUCCAACUGGAAGCACAGCAUACGCUGCUGCCGCAGGAGCCUCUAUGAUCCACCCUAACGUACCUGCCAUCAUGGUCACUCCAAUCUGUCCACACUCACUCUCAUUCCGACCUAUUGUGGUGCCAGCAGGAGUGGAGCUAAAGGUGAUGCUGUCUCCUGAUGCUCGGAACACAGCCUGGGUGUCUUUUGACGGCAGAAAGAGACAAGAAAUCCAUCAAGGUGACUGCAUUAAGAUCACAACAUCCUGCUACUCUGUGCCUUCCAUCUGCUGCCAUGACCUGGUGUACGACUGGUUUGAAAGUCUGGCAGAGUGUCUGCACUGGAAUGUUCGCAAGAAGCAGACCAGAAUGUCUGAGGAGAUUGACUGAGCCAUUUACCAACUGCAGCACCGACUCACAGAAAAUCUGAACAACUCCUCCUGGCGACUCUGCGCUAAAUACAUAUAGUACUGUACAUACACUACUGGCCUGUUGCACAGGAUUAUGGGGAACUAGUUUUUGAUACUUUUGGACAAUUAAAGUAAAACAUUUUGCUGUCUUGUGCAAUGCUGUAUUGUUUUAAGAAAACAGGAUUAUCUGCUAAUCCAUUUUUGAAAACUGCUGUUUCUAAACACUGGGACAUGGGGGGCAAGAAGCUAUUUUACCAGGAACCAACAUCGAUAGCACACCACCCGUGUUCACUCGCCCCAGGAGUCAAACAGUUUAUUGAGGAAACAAACCAAAAACAUCUGAGGUUCAGUUACCAGCAUGAAAUGCAUUAAAUAAAACGUGUUGCUUCAA